AUGGUUGCCUCCAUUCCCAUCCAAAGUCACUUGGUCAUGCCAAAUUUUAGUUCUGACAUUCCCACACCGUCACGAAUCAACUGCUCAAGCUGGCGGUUGGCUGUGGAAACCAACAAUCUACGGAACUGGACAUUGGUCCCCGAGGCGUCUGACGCGGCCGAAGCAGAAGACGUUAUAAGCACCGGCGCGUCUGAAGGAAAAAUGUCUGAUUCAUCAGCAUCCUCCUCCUCUAGCUCUGAUUUUGAAGCAACCGAAUAUGAAUCCAUCAAUCGGGUUGUUUCCCAGAUGAAUGCAAUUUUCAAUCCCGAGGCCAUAAGCGCUUGUGUUAACGUUAUCUUUGACGAAGAAGAAAACCAGAUCCAAGCAGCUUCAAGUUCUUCAGCACCCAAGCUGACUAGAAGGGUGAUCCAUCGAGAUCACCUUGGUGCUGCAAAACUUUUAUACGAUCAUUACUUUGCACCUAACUACACCUACCCACCCGACAUGUUUCGUAGAAGGGAUGUGGCGGAGGAAGACGGAAUGGUCUUCAAAUCACGAAAGAGGAAAGAGUUGGAAGAAGAUUACGGAUACAAAAUCAGAGAGAAUAUAGGGGAUCAAUGGAGCGAUUUACUUGGUACCAAAACGGGCCAACGCACCUUUAAGCUCCCCAACCCUUUGUAUAACAUAACAUCCCGUAAUAUAUUGGAUUGA
This is a messenger RNA of Erigeron canadensis, 690 nucleotides long. RefSeq names its product acid phosphatase 1-like. The record is from RefSeq and is a predicted model, not a curated record. Lineage: Eukaryota; Viridiplantae; Streptophyta; Magnoliopsida; Asterales; Asteraceae. Bases 1 to 690 code for a protein of 229 amino acids. The transcript is spliced from 4 exons.